Molecule: messenger RNA, 898 nt
Organism: Antechinus flavipes (yellow-footed antechinus)
Lineage: Eukaryota; Metazoa; Chordata; Mammalia; Dasyuromorphia; Dasyuridae
Product: ferritin light chain-like
Biological process (GO): iron ion transport; intracellular iron ion homeostasis
Cellular component (GO): cytoplasm
Molecular function (GO): ferric iron binding; ferrous iron binding
Source: RefSeq, a predicted model, not a curated record
AUGGCCAUGAAGCAAAAGUUCCACUUCCCCAGGCAAAGCCCUCCUUUCCCCAUGCCCCUGAAGAAUUAUGGUUGCCCUGGGAAGAGUACCCCUGCUGUACAGAAGUGUGGCUACCCUGGGCAAAAACCCCUCACUGCAGAAUGUGGCUCUGCAGCUGCGCUGCGGUUUGUGCUGAGUCACUUCCAGUGCUGGAGAAAGCUUGCUGUGCUCAUUCAUAGAGGCAAGAAUUGCAUCCUUGAAAAAACAAGAAGUCAGAGGGAGCAGAAGAUUGGCAAUGGAAGUCCGCCAGUCCCCGCGACCAGCCGUGCGGACCAGCCGCCUCCUCCCUUCUCAGUCGGUGCCAUCAGCUCUAGUUCCCAGCUCCGGCAAAACUUCUUUGAGGACGAGGCUGUGCUUAACUGCCGGUCUACCUUCCACCUGCAGACUUCCUACCUGUCCUUGGGGUUCAAAUUCGGGACAAUGUCUCCCUGCAUAGUGUCACACUUUUUCCGAGAAUUAUCGAGGGUCAAACUGGAGGGUGCCGAGCACCUCAAGAAGCUCCAGAACCAGCAUGAGAGCCGGGUCCUCCUGCAGGCUGUGCAGAAACCUGCCCUAGAUGAGUGGCACUGCAGUUUGUACCUCAUGGAGGCUGCCCCAAACCUGGAGAAGGGUCUCAACCAGGCCCUCCUGAAGCUGCAAGCCCUGAACUGGAACCAAAGAGAUUCCCAACCUUGCGAUUUUCUGGAAAGCCCCUACCUGUGCGAGGAAGUGAAGUUGAUGAAGCACCUGACCACCUUGCGCCACGUACAGGCCGACCCCGGGCUGGGCGAUCACCUAGUGGAGAGGUUGAACCUGAAGCAGCAUUAGGAGGAGAGGCGGUAGGCCAAAGUGAGUACUGCCCCCAACCCACAGGGCACAC